This is a messenger RNA of Mesorhabditis spiculigera, 816 nucleotides long. NCBI's taxonomy places the organism in Eukaryota, Metazoa, Nematoda, Chromadorea, Rhabditida, Rhabditidae. The record is from the annotation of a GenBank genome assembly.
AUGGUUUAUUCCUCCCAAAUGCUACUGCUAUUUUUGUCUCUGGUUACGAUCGUUGGGGCACGGAAUGGGACGAUACUUUGUCUGAUUCAUACGGCCACGCCGAGCCAUCAAACCCGGGCAAAUACCAUCCUCAACACAUGGGCUCCAAGAUGUGAUGAUUUCUUGUUUUUUACAGAUUCACACAUGGGCGAUCAUAUCCCACACGUCUACUGGCCAGAGUUGAACGAGCGCGACCAUUCCUGGGAGAAGAUACGAAGGAUUUUCAACCACGCCAUCGAGCGGCAUCCCGUAAAGUAUGAUUGGUAUUUGAGGGCUGAUGACGAUGCGUAUAUUGUGGUCGAUAACCUACGAGCUUUUUUGUAUAAGCAUUCGCCGGAUGUGCCGCACUAUUUCGGGUAUAGGUGGAACUUCUUUUCGGAAGAAGGCUACGCUGACGGUGGCGCUUACAUCCUUUCCAGACCGACCGUGGAGGCUUUCAAUCGGGUAAUGAAAGACCCAGAGCUCUGCCCAGACUUCCACAGGGCCGAGGAGGACCAGGAGAUUUCAAAGUGUCUAGCCGCUGUUGGGAUCUACCCUGAGGAUACAAGGGAUGAGAACGGAUCCGAGCGUUUUCACCAUUUCCAUCCUAGCGAACAGCUUGAAAUGUACAAGGACGGGUUCGCGAGGAGAUUUGCCUAUUAUACACCGUUAAAGGGCGCAAAGAACUUCUCGCCGUCGAUGAUCUCCUUCCACCAUAUUUCACCUUACGAAAUGCGUAUAUUGGAUUAUAUUCUGUACACUUUUAAAAGGAGAAAACCAACGAGUUUGUUGAACGAA